UGAGUCGUGACGUCACGGGAUCAGAUGGCAGAACAUCAACAAAGUGAGACAUCGCUGGCUGCUUCCACUGAGCUAUGGCUCCUCCCUGACCUCUCGUGGCAUCUUUCUCACCUACUAUGUGCUCUAUGAACCCCCGCGGAGCCUCACGCCCGUGUUUAAGACGAGCCAGUACAAGGUUAAUAUGGGGAUACUGUGCUUUGUUAUUCUAUAUAGAAUGUAAAUCUGUUUGGCUUGCUCAUAAUUAGUGAGUAUGGAGGGGUCUAAAGAUCUACCUCCUGAUGAACCAGACUGUAUCAGGCUCAGAGCACAGCAGCAAGUGAUACAACUGUGGUCAUAUCAGUAUGGUUUGCGUCUACGACAUCUCACACAAGUGGUUGGAAGAAAUCUUCAGGGACAUGGCAGUCAUCCUCGCCCAGUCCCAGCCUGCCCACUCCCAUCGAAGAACCCUCGUUCUCCUGCAAAUAUGGGCUAUUACUUUACUCUACAUGCUUCAUCAAAUAAGGAAGAAAUAUUUUCAAGUGAACUUGAGAGCACUACAAACCCAAAUUGGCUGGAAAUGGAGCCAGAGAGUAUAAAAACUAUUCAUCAACGAUCUUUGAAGGGCGCCUUGAUUCGGUUGUGGUUUAAACCAGAAGGGGACAAUGCUCAGCUUGUUACCACCUGGGGGGUACAUUUCAGUGGUCUUGUCCCCAUUGGUUCAGUGUUGCCCUAUGACCAUGAAAUGUACAAGCCAAAUACAUUGGUUUUCAAACUGCGACACAUAUUCUACACAGCACCAGGAAAUUAUCAAGACGCACACCUUGAAAAAUCGCCACCACGACUUCGCUAUGGAUUCGUAUUACCGUUGUCAGAGACAAAGCGAUGCUAUACUGUCAGUGCUUUAUCAAGGUUACACAGCACAAAGAGAGCACAGCGGCAGCAGGAAAUUAAAUGUGAGGAUACACGCGAUGAUCUGGAGCGUCAGGGAUUAACUAGAACAUCAUGUUCUGAGUUGUUAGCAACAAAGGUUGAAGAUUGUCGCGUGAAGGUUGCCUUACUCAGGGAACAGCUAGAGGCUGAGAUAGACCAACUCCGGGCACUUAAGCUUUCGGCUGAUAGCCUUGAUAAUCAAAAUCAAGAGAAAGGUAUUGAACUGCUGGGAGGCUACCAAGAUCUCCACCGUCAGCUGGUCAAGGUCAGAGGCUUACAGGAAACAGCAAAUACUGAUAGUGAAAAACUUCGAGAUGCUUGUGUGUAUCUCAGUGAUUGGCGGAAACAGCUAAUUUCACAGCUUCCUAUAAUCUACCCCAUCACUCAGGACGGAGAAGGCAAGGUUCAUAUUUGUGGUGUUCACUUGCCUGAUGCUGAGAACUAUGAUGGCUUUAAUGAUAUAAGCCUUAGUGUGGCACUUGGCUUUGUUUCACAUCUGAUUGUGUUAAUCUCCCAGCUACUACACUUGCCUCUGCGCUAUCCUGUCAAGCCUAAUGGUUCAUUCUCUACCAUCACAGAUACCACCUCUGUGCAGCUCCGUGACACCGAAAGAGAGUUUCCAUUAUAUACACGUGGUAAGGAUAGGGAGAGGCUCCACUUCAACUAUGGAGUGUUUUUACUAAACAAGAAUAUUGCCCAGACAAGAUGGUAUUGUGGCAUUCCUACCCCAGACCUUCGACCUACUCUGCCAAAUUUAAGCGUUCUUAUGUCGAAGCUCAUUCAAAAUGGCACUAUGGGUAACCAGCCUGCAGCAUUGAUGCCAGAUGUAUUGAUGCCUGUGCCAGCUUCAACUGCCCCUCUCAAUCUUGAGGUUCGCACACCUGCUAGUCUCUUACAACAGCAGCGUUCCCCGCGUCUUCCCCUAAAUCCUCUUGGUCGUACUACAUCACAGGAGCAUUCUAAAGGUUUCAUAGAUAAUUAUGAGGAUGAUGAUUGUACAUCACAGUGGAAGUUCACAAAGUCUGGUAGUGAAACCAAUUCAAGUGAUGUUUCUCCUGUAAAGGCAUCAUUAUAUGUAAGGGAAGCUGAACCACUGAAUGACAAAGAUAGUACGGGAAAAUUUGUGUUUGUUGAUAAAGUUCAGCAUCCAUUAGUUGAUACAACCCAAAUGGAACAACAUUUAGAAGAAAGGUUAUCACAUUCUAAUGGCUUUAGUUUUUCUUUAGAUAAUGGUCUUAAUCAUAUUGGUGGUAAACAUAAUCAAUAUUAUAAGAUUCAAAAUCUGUCUUGUUGUGAUGAUUUAAAAUUGAUGAAUAAUGUUUCCAAGGCUCUUGGUUUUGUCCGAGGAUCAGACCCUAGUUUACUGGCAAAUUCAGAUUUAGCUGUGGCAGGAGAAGGUGAGGAAGAGAUUCUCCCAGUAUUUAAAGAGCAGACUACCGAGUUACUUAGAUCAUGGCAUGAAGACGAGCCUUCUCACUACACAGGUGUGGUUGAGGCAGGUAGCUCCGAGAAGCUGGAAGAAGUUGGUGUAGAGUGUGAUGAAUCAUUUAUGUGCUCGGCUGACAAAAGAAAAGCAUUACCACAAAGGACAAAUUCAGAACAAACUGAAGAAAAUAAUGAAAUUACAUUGAGAGAAGUAGUGAAAGCUGAAGGAAUGGAGCAACACUUGUCUAGCAAUAUAGAGGCUGAGAAAUCAGAUGAAAAAAUCAAAUCAGAGAAGUCUGUAUCUGGGAAUGAAAUUGAAGACGAUUUAGACAACUUAAAAAGUGGAAAAGAUGGUGUUUUAUCCCUCUCAGAAUUUGGAGUUACUGAAGACAUGUUUCUUAGUGAUGUUGCUCUAAGAACAGCAGCUUUAGCAAGGCAAAAUUGUAGUUUUAAAAUGUCAUUUUCAAGACAGAGCACAGAAGAUGAAUAUCAUUAGCAUAUAUUUUAUUUCUUAUAUUGUAAUCAUUCUUUAAAGUAGUUUUGUCUGUAUUAAUACAUAUAGAAUACCAUACAAUAUGUAUAAAGUAAUGAUCAUAUCUUAAAUUUUGAUCAAUAAAAACUAAUAUAUUAAAAGAAAACAAAUUUCACUGUAAAUAUACAUUGUUUGGAAUAUGUUAGUGUAUGAUGCUGUACAAAAUUUUCACAAAUUUUAUUUCCUAUAAGUUUAUUGGAUGAGAUGUUUUUGCAGUAAGAGAGAGCAAAAGGCUCAAUUGUUAGUUGUUUAUCGUUCUUUAAUUAUUAUUACCCGAUUUCCCACUUUCAUGGGAUGGAGGAGGCAUUAGCCAGAGAAAAUGGGGAAUAAUAUGGUGAAAAGAGGUUGUCAAUGCUAACAAAUAAUAUGGCUUGUGCAUUCUUUAUAUUGUUGACACAAAAUAACAGAUAAAUAAGUGCUGCCACACUUGAGAACACCUAUAGCAGCAACUCGCUGCCUCAUAAGACUAGGCGUACAGUGCUCCACGUGAAUUAUCAUGUAUAAUACAAACACGUCCACUUCCUUCUUACAGACCACUUCCCCCUUGUCCUUUACCAUAUCCUUUGUGUUGUUCACAUUCAGUCCCUAUUUCCUAACACUGUCUACCCAUUGUCCCUCUCUUUCCUCCUCCUCCUUAAUGUCAAAGAUACAUGAAGAUGUUCUCUUCGCCAGUUUAUCAUCAUCCGUUCAACAUAGCCCAACCAUCUCGGUGUAUUGAUGCCUCAUCUCGGUGACAUUUUCAUCACUUAUUCUAUUCUUCAAACAGCACAUGCUUUUCUGACUUGCUAUUAUGCUAAUUCAUUGUUUUGAAUGUAAAUACCACACUGUCAUCUUACAUCCAUAUACAGGGUUGGCAGUAGCAGUCCUUCAUUCAUGCAGUGUUCUUCCUACAUUUAUUCCAGUGUUUUUUUUGUAAUUUUGACUAUCUUUCUGGACACACUACUCUCAACUUGGAUUGUAGAAAUGUUUUUUUAUGAGCUGCAUAUCCCACGUAUUUAAACUGAUCAGCUGCUUCAAGCAUUUCAUCAUUCAUAUUUACCUCAUGUACACAAUUUCUUCUCAUCCCCACUAUAACUUUCCUUUUCUAUCUAUAACCUUUACUUUUAAUUCCUCUCUCUCAUUAAUACAAUUUUCACUUCUAAAUAGAUGCUUCUCACUCUUUAAAUAAUUGUAUCAGCAAUACAUCAAAAUUGAUGUACAAUACUGUACUCCACUCCAUUUACUUACGUUUGGUCUUUCACUAUGCUUCACCUUUAUUAAAUAGUCUUUCUUUGACCUCCCUUAUGACUCCAUUCAUGUAUAUACAGCAUUGAACAACCAUAGUGACAUCACACAACCCUGGCACACUUCUACAUUAAUAGCAAACCAGACACUCUUUACACAAUUAAUUCACACACAUGCACUAUGUACUUCGUCUAUAACAGCACUUAACAGAAAUUGGCAAAAUCCAUAUGUGCCUAUCACUCCAACUUCCUACUCAAUAGGUAACAAUCUCCUAACAUGCCUUUUCUAUGAGCUAUCACAAUACAAAUAUCUGAUCUACAGUCCUUUUUUCAUCAUGAAACCCAGUUUUUUAAUCACAGAUCAAUUUCUCAAUGCUUGUGUACUUUGCCAAUCACUAUCUUGUUAAACACUAAAUGCUCCAUUCAUUAAACUAAUGCCUCUAGAACACUUACACUUAACACAUGCUUACUAUGGUAUGAUUUCAAAUGGCACUUGCAGUGUUUCACUGGACUAAGAGAUUCAUCCUGAAACUUUGAAAGUACAGUAUAUUACAUGAUAUUGUGCAUUAUGUUGUCAUAUGAUGAUCUUUAUCUUUCUGUACUUUUUGUUAUUCCUUAUGGAAAAUCAUGGGAUUACCUCACUACAUAAGAAUAAAAUGUUGUGAAAUGCACCAUUGAAACUGUGAUAUGUUUUGUACUUGUGAUGGAACUUAUGUACCAAUAUUAACAUUUCAUAUUUACUGAACAUGAGAAGGCUGUAUUACAUUAUUAUAUUGUAUAUUAUUAUUGAAGGUACAGUAAUUUGAAGUGUAUAGAAAGUCUUGUUUUCCUUGUAAUAAUCUAAGUCAUGACCCCGUGGUAGAGAAUAUACUAAGGAUUAGUACAGAUGAAACGUCCCUAUUAACAAAAUAGUUUUUGUACAUUAUAAAUUCUUCUCGUAGUAUUGAAAGAUACUAUGGCCAAAAACUUUCAUAUCCUAAAUUUACUUUCUGCUCCAAGACAUUGUUGAAAUGAGUUAUUACACUAUUAGUUCUC
Molecule: messenger RNA, 5124 nt
Organism: Procambarus clarkii (red swamp crayfish)
Lineage: Eukaryota; Metazoa; Arthropoda; Malacostraca; Decapoda; Cambaridae
Gene: Uvrag
Product: UV-resistance associated gene
Biological process (GO): SNARE complex assembly
Cellular component (GO): lytic vacuole; endosome
Molecular function (GO): SNARE binding
Source: RefSeq, a predicted model, not a curated record